This is a messenger RNA of Argiope bruennichi, 5317 nucleotides long. Its product is annotated as rho GTPase-activating protein 44-like. Gene Ontology annotation, biological process: signal transduction; positive regulation of GTPase activity; regulation of actin cytoskeleton organization. The record is from RefSeq and is a predicted model, not a curated record. NCBI's taxonomy places the organism in Eukaryota, Metazoa, Arthropoda, Arachnida, Araneae, Araneidae. The transcript is spliced from 17 exons. Gene Ontology annotation, molecular function: GTPase activator activity; protein binding. Bases 199 to 2721 code for a protein of 840 amino acids. Gene Ontology annotation, cellular component: intracellular anatomical structure; cytoplasm.
CAACAAUUCGAGAAAUCCGCCUGCACUUUCGACGCGUGUGUGAGCGUGUUGACACUGGCUAGCUGCACGGGAAGGCGGUUUGUUUUGAUUGUGUGAGUUUGCUGAGAUGACGAUUUGGAAUGUUUUGUGAAGUGCACUCCUUGUUUGGAUUAACGUUGAUGACCUCCAGUUAUUUGUGAUACAUUUUAAGGAUUCAAAAUGAUGAAACAAUUUCUUCGAGUGAAACAGAUCGCUGAUCAGAAGUUUCAACGGGGCGAGAAGAGUGGCGUAUUGACGGAGGAGUUGAAUGCGGCCGAGAAACGGGUUGACCUCAUCAAGGAGAGUUGCUACGCCACUGGAAAGAAACUUUCGGCAUGCAUGCAAAGAUUCACUCCAGAGUCCUCAGACAGGAGAAAUACGAAGAAGAUUCCAGAAGCUGCACUUGCUCAGUGCAUGGAAGAAUGGGGUCUGUCUCUUGGUGAAAAUUCCAUUCUGGGAUUGACUCUGGUGGAUUACGCUCGGAUUCAGGAGACGCUGGCCAAUGACCUGCUCGGCUACAAACUUCAGGUGGAGGAAAAUGUGGUCGAUCCACUGCAGAGCAUUCUCAAUGUUGACAUCGAAAAAAUCCUCAAAUAUCGGAAGCAACUCUUCAAACUAAACUCUGAGAUGGAAACUGCCAGAACGAGGUACCAGAGCGCCCAGCGGAGCAGCCAAACGGCGUCGGGCAACGGAGCUGCGACGGCCGCAGCCAAAGCACAGCUGCUGAAAGAGGAAACAGAAGAUAUUGUCAGCAGGGUGGACCAGUGCAGGGAUUCUUUGACAGCCGAAAUGUUCAAUUUGAUCAGCCGCGAGCCCGAGAUGUCCCAGUUGUUCGUAAAGCUGUGCCAACUACAGCUGGAAUACCACAGGAAAGCUUUCCACUUGUUGGAAUCGGCUUUGCCGGAGCUGGAAGCUCAAAUUAGGUGUUGCGCAUAUCAGCCCGUUUUUGGAAUCCCAUUGGAGGAGCACCUGAAGGUCACAAAGAGGGAGAUCGCCAUCGUCAUAGAAACCUGUGUAUGCUGGCUUCUCGAGUCUGCCAUGGAGGAAGAGGGUCUGUUCAGGAUUGGCGGCAGCAUGAUUAAAAUCAAGAAAAUGAAGAGUGCGUUUGAUGCUGGCUUCCACCACCUGAUUGAAGAGGAAAGGGACCCACACAAUGUCGCCGGUAUAUUGAAGUUGUAUUUGAGGUCCUUGCCAGAACCUCUUCUCACCUAUCAACUGUAUGACCAAUGGAUGGAGGCAGCUAUGGAACCGGACCAUGAUGCACGGCUGAGGGCUUUGUGGAGUGUCGUAAACUCUCUUCCUGAAACUCAUUUGAGAAAUCUUAGGUACUUGAUAAAGUUCCUGGCCAGAUUGUGCCAAAAUUCUGAAGUGAACAAGAUGUCCGUUCAGAAUGUUGCCAUUGUGAUCGGGCCCAACCUCAUCUGGCCACCGGUGGAUGACAGCGCACUCGGUAUGAACAUGACUGCUACAAAUUUGCACAGCUCCAUUGUGGACACUCUGAUAACUUAUGCGGAUUGGUUUUUCCCUGGAGAUUGCGAAUUCUACUUGAGCACUCCUACCUCUCCACGCCACAUCGACGGCUUUCCCGCUCAGUCCAUGUACGGAUCUCAGAUCAGCCUCACCACCGCCAAACUGUCCAAUGGAGACUCCGCGGUCGACUCCAUGUCCAGCAGCCCCACCAACAGCAGCCCCAAGUCUCCGAGUCCGCGAGCUCCUGUCCGUCCUCGAAAGAAAGCGGCUCCCAAGGCGCCUCAGUCAGGCCGGACCCAGAUCACCCGCUCCGUGUCAUAUGGUGGCUUCCACGCUUCCUCCUUGGCGCAGGCCAACCAAAUGGCGUCCGAAGGCCCUAGGAAAGCAGCCCUCAGCGUGUCUCACGAGAACCUGCUGAACGCUAGCUACAACGAUGCCGUUUUCCACGAAGGAAAAGGAAGCACUCUCAAUGAUGCUAACACUCCAAAUGGCGACACUCAAAUGAGUGAAUCCAUCACUGUUCGUCCGACUAGGUCCAAACCACCUCGACAGAGCCGCAGCGGUCUUCCUCCAGUAGCCGAGCGGAGCCGACGCAGCAUAGGCCGUCCUUCAUGUCCACCGCCCGAACGACCAGAUUCUUUUAACAGUACCAAAUCCGGCUCCAUGAGCUCUGAGGACGCCAUGUCCGGGGAUAAGGCUCUUGAUCUCGAGGACAUAAGCAUCUCCAUUGACAGCUCCGGCAGUGAGAGCUACAACGAGUGCCAAAUGUCUUUCAUGGAUGACUCGGACAAUGAGACCCUGCCGGGCUCGGAAGGGAAGCUCGACCUGGUCGAGGAGCCCGUGGCGAAGUGCGGCAAAUCGAUUCUUUCGAACCCGGAUCGUGACCAUUUGGAAGAGAACGAACAGAAGAGAAGUCCCCGAACUCAUAUUAGCUGGGAAGAUCAAAACAGCAACCAGCCUCGGGACGAGAAUCUGGACAAUGAGUGCCACUUCACUGGUGGAAUUCCUACCUGGUUCGAUCACUAUGGGGAGGACAAGCGACAAUCCAGCACACUCUGGUUCGCCAGUGACAGUUGCUUCGAGGAGACUUCCGAGAAUGCUAGUCUGAAUGAGAACUUCCGCACCGUCAUUGAGGUAGGGAGCGAGGAUGCCAAAUCGGCUCUUAAGAACACCGUGUCGGGAAUAGCGAUCAAGCUGAGAGUGAAUAGUGAGACACAAAACACCAGAUUGUGAUCUUCAGUGUUUUUUAAUUCCUUCUUUAUAUAUAUAUAUAUAUAUGUGUGUGUGUGUGCGUGUAUGUGUGUACGCCCCUCUCGUUUAGAGAUCUUUUUUUAAGUUUGAUUGCUCAUAGUUUUUAAAAUGGAUUGAAGCCUGUCUGUUACCUAGUCAAAUGCCAAAGUUGCGAAUGAUUGUUUUGUUUCUGAAAGCUGUCUGUCGAAGUUUAGUGAACUGUUCCCCAAUAUUUGAUGUUAGUGAAUGUUGCCAUGUUUCAGAAAUAUCUUCGAAAAAAUGUCCUUCCAACUAUUACUCAAAUUAGGAGUUUGGGGGGGGGGGGGUAAGACCUUGAUGUUCGCAAUGUUCUCUAACUCUGUGGUAUAAAUUGGUAGGUGUAUAUCCUACAAAAGGCUGGAAAUUACCUAGAGAUUUAAAUGGAUAUUACUGGUGUAUUUGAUCAUAUCGUUGCUUUAUUUUUCUUGAGUUUAUUAUUAUUAUUUAUUUUAAUCGUCCAUUAAUUCAGAUGCAUCUUUUUUGUAACAGUUCAAAAUACUGUGAAAGCGAAAAACUCGUAUUAAAUUAUGAACUAAUUGACAUUCAAAUUCAGAGCUCUUAAUAAAAACAGUAUUAAAUAGGCAAUUGAAUUCGCAGUGCCUUGAAAUGGAAACGGCACUGCUAUGAUCCAUCAUAUAGGGCUUACAGUAAAUUCCACUCAUGCUCUAAGAUUAACCCUUUUUUUAAUUAAUUAAACGAUUGUUGAAUGUAACUUCUUAGAAUUUAGUGGUAGUCAGAAAGUCGUCGCAUUUCUAGUUUUGAUUUUAAAUUGCAAUCAACAAUUUAUUAUUAAAACUUUGCAUAAUUCUUUUUCUUCAAAUUCGCUUGUAUGUAGAAUCGGUUUCACUGAAAGGCUUUGAUAUAUAAUCUGGCAAACUAAAAAUGGCAAAUAUAAAUGAUAAAAUAGUAAGAAUAGUGCUUGGCCCUCAGUUGGCUCAUUCUAAGCAUAGUAGAGUUUUCUCCUUUUCUUGCAGAAAUGAAGGAUUGAAAAUCUCAAUUCCAGCAACAACAAACCUCUUGCCUCAGACAACAUAGAAAUCACAUCUUAAUGAUUCAACAAUUCUUUUGGCUGUAUUAGCAUGGCAUUUCAUUAUAAAAAUACUUUCAUUUAGAUGUGUUGCGUAUGAAAUAACGAUGGAAAACAGUUCUCAAUUUUUAUAGAAAAGGUUUUAAUUACUUGAAGUUGGAGAGUAAAUAAAUGUUCGAAACAUCUUGAAUGCAUAUGCAUUGUUAAAGAGGGCGAUUCGGAUUACAAAUUUCAUUUGGUGAACACAUAGAUAUAAAGCUUUUACUGUGCAGAUAAAUAAAACUGCAACAAUAGAUUAUUUUUCAAUAUAAAUACCAUUUAAAUUUAUACUCUUCACAGAACAGUUCACAAGAUUUGAAACUGCUUAUUCAUAAAAAUCUGCUACCGGUGAAUGAAAUCUCUUACAACAGCAUUACGGAUAGCAUCGGUCCAGUGUAAACUACCGUUUCGUAUACUCAAAGAGAAGGUAAUCUCUUGGCGCUAAAUCUGGGAAUGAUGAAAAACAUAUGAAAGAAGCUUUCACUGUAUAUCUGGAACCAUAACGCAACUUUGCAUGCGUUAGGACUUGUUUUAGAUAUUAGUUCACACCAUUCGCAACCGUUCCCAAUAACCGUUUUCGGAGAUGGGAAUUGUGCUGCUGCUCUCACUUCACAACUGAUGCGAUUUAUAUUUCAGCGUUCAUUUUUCCUUAAUCUGUUUGAUGAGGGAAUGGCAAUAUACUCUUCUAGUUUAUUCAUCACUUUAUAAGGACAUCCAUGUGCCGCGAGCGGGAAGAUGGUGCUGUCAGUGCCUUUUUUGAGCAUGAUGAAACAGAGCUUAAUUUUCGAAUUCCCCUCGUGUUUCAAAUUCUGAGGUGUCCUUGUAUUUCUAGAGUCAGAUUUACAAAAUAAAGCAACACAUAUUUAUAAAGAUAUCCAAAAUGGAUGAAGAUAUUUUCUUCUCGUGAUGCAUUCAGUGCAAGAGCACUGAACUAUAUCACUUCAAUCACGUGAUGGCCACAUUGCAGUGAAUGUUGACGAAUUUCAUGAAAGUUCAGCUGCAACUCUACGCUAUAAAAAUGGAAUGUGUCUUAAGUAAAAAGCCUUUAUCUAAGAUGAUAGCCAUUAAAUUUAAUUCUAAUCAAUGGUUGUGACUAAAAAAGGGUUAAGAAAAAAAUCAUUAUCGACAUGAUCUUUAAAAAAAAUGCAUACUUUAAUUGAACAACAAACCCUCAACCUAAUUGAAUACUUGAAAGCAGCGGACAUCUCUCAGGUGAGAGUCUUCCCUCCUAGAGCAUUCCUCCCGCGUCCGAGUAUUAUGCCGUCUUGCAUAUCAUAUUUGCAAAUAAUCUAUUUUUGAGAGUGACGCUUUUCAGACCCCGCAGCUAAGUACCAUAAGUAUUUUCCGACAUAUGGUCACUAGUCAAUUUUAUAAUGAGGUUUUCCAAGAUUUUUUUCCAGCCUGCACUGUGUGUUUUGGAAGCAGUAAAAUUUUAUUGUGGUCUCCGAAAGGCUUUGUAUUACUGAUUUGUAAAUAAAAUUCAUAUUUAUAUUA